Molecule: messenger RNA, 2240 nt
Organism: Guillardia theta CCMP2712
Lineage: Eukaryota; Cryptophyceae; Pyrenomonadales; Geminigeraceae
Gene: MCM9
Product: minichromosome maintenance protein 9
Exons: 10
Coding region: 345-2240 (631 amino acids)
Biological process (GO): double-strand break repair via homologous recombination; DNA replication
Cellular component (GO): MCM complex; nucleus
Molecular function (GO): single-stranded DNA binding; ATP binding; single-stranded DNA helicase activity
Source: RefSeq, a predicted model, not a curated record
CGUGACGGAAUGGCGGGAAGAGGCGAGAAGGAGGGAAAGAAGGAUGGAGGAGCGAUGAGAAGGACACAAGUCAUCAUCGCAGAUGUAGUAGACAUGAUUGCAAGAGGAAGCUCAACACGGGCUUGACAGCUCAGCAGAAGAGGAUCCUGUUCCGAAGUGAAAUCUUCGAUGGCCUAGCUUACCGCUCUUCUCAUUGUGCUGUUUACGCUCUUGCAGUUACCUUCUGCUGUCUUGUGUUGAAACUUGCAGCAUCACAUUGACAGAUCAAAGACAGCAUAUACUACACCCCAAGUUGAUUCCUUUAAGGGAAGUUCAUGCGCCUUAGAAGGGUUUCCUGAACAGCGAUGGUUGUUUACGAUCACACUGCGAUCCUUCCCGUCGAGUAUGUCGAAGCUUUCUCCAAGUUCAUCGAGCAGACAAAUUUACUCAUGGACCGUUUGGAUGAAAUCUUGAUUGAACUUGACGAUUGGAGGCAUUAUGCGCUUGAUAUCGCCUUGUUGGACCUCCUCGACUUCAACCAGCAACUUGGUACUCUGCUCAUCCACAAGCCAACGCUCAUCCUCCCUCUGUUUGCCGAAGCAAUCCAACAGGUAGCAGAGAGAAGAAUUCAGGUCAGCGAGGACAGGUACAGCAUGUGCAUCAAGAAGUACAUUCAUCCUCGGCUUGUGGUUCCUCCUUUGUGUGAGUCUGUGUGCAAGGUGAAUGUCUCGUCCAUCCGAAGCUCAGACGUUGGAGGUGUCGUGUCGAUCCGAGGAACAGUCGUGCGAGCAGGGACGAUCAAGAUGCUUGAAUCGGAGAGAGAGUACAUGUGCGCGAAAUGUCAGUUCAAGUUCAAGGUUUAUGCCAACUUGGAGCAUCAGAAUGGGAACCUGGUUCCUCCAACCGCCUGCCCUUCUGCCGGUGCGAAACCUUGUAAGUCAACAACUUUCAACAUCGUGGAAGGGUCGCGAGUCUGCAGAGACUACCAAGAGAUCAAGAUCCAGGAGGAAGUACAGAAGCUCAGCAUCGGGAGCAUUCCGAGGAGCAUAGUGGUUGUCUUGGAAGAUGACUUGGUCGAUCGAUGCAAGCCGGGUGAUGAUGUUGUAAUCACUGCCAUCCCAACAAGGAGGUGGAAGUCGCUAGUGAAGGAUGUGCGGCCAGACAUAGAGAUGGUCCUGACGGCCAACAACAUCAAAGUCUGCAACGAGGAGAAGGCGAGGAUGAACUUUUCAGAAGAGAUGUCGAAGCAGUUCGAAAGCUUCUGGAGCUCUCAAUCCAAUCGUCCUCUCUUUGCGCGCGAUCACAUCAUCCGGAGCUUCUGCCCCAUGAUCUGCGGGCUCUACAAGGUGAAGUUGUCGCUGCUCCUUGCUCUGAUCGGGGGGGUCCCGAGAUCGGACACAGCAGGGACGAGGACGCGAGGAGAGUCUCACUGCCUCAUCAUCGGCGACCCCGGGCUCGGCAAGUCCCAGCUGCUCAAGUACUGCGCCAAGUUGAGCCCUCGAGCAGUUCACACCACAGGCAUCGGCACUACGAGCGCAGGUCUGACAGUGACAGCACAGAGGGACAGCGGAGGGGAGUGGGUGCUGGAGGCUGGAGCUCUCGUGCUUGCCGACGGAGGAGUUUGCUGUAUUGAUGAGUUUGACUGCAUCCGAGAGUCAGAUCGGACGGCCAUCCAUGAGGCCAUGGAGCAGCAGACGAUCAGCGUGGCGAAAGCUGGGCUGGUCUGCAAGCUCAACACCCGUUGCACGGUCAUUGCAGCGACAAACCCUCGAGGGAAGUUCGAUCCCGACGAGAGUGCGACGAACGAGGAGUGGGACAGGAAAGUCUCGAGUCACAUCCUCAACGGACAGUCGUCGACUCCGGGGGAGGAAAGUCCGCUAGGCAGGCUGUGGGACUUUGAGAAACUUCAGAUGUACAUAUGCUGGGUGAAGAGAAGUUUCAAACCUCACCUGACGGAAACGAGCGAGAAGAUACUGGUGCAGUACUACAAGAUCCAGCGCGGGGAAGGAGGAAGGAACGCAGCUCGCACGACUGUCAGAAUGUUGGAAAGUCUCGUCAGGCUGGCGCAGGCGCACGCCCGGCUGAUGAUGCAUACGGAGGUGACGGAGCAAGACGCCAUCAUGGCUGUCUCGCUCCUGGACAGCACAAGUACACUGACCGACUCAGCGACCAACUGCAGCAACCGCAUGCAUGCUCCCUUCCCCGAUGAUCCCGACGCCGAGUAUGAGAUUGGUGAGAGGAGGGCAAUGUGGGGGGAGUGA